UAGAUAAAUGUGAGGGAUUUUCUCUCUAAAUCCGUCUCCUGUUCGCUAAAUCUCACUUCUCCAAAACGAGCCUGCGCAAUGGAACAAAGUCGGAAUAUUGAGAUGUGACAUUGCCCGCAUCUCAUCCUCUUUCUCCCUGUUUUUAAUGACUUUAAACAAGUUCAUUUUCGUCGGGCUUUGUCUUGUGGAGACCCGUGGGGAUGUCUAGCGCUUUUUCCUUUCAGUGGCAUUUAUGUGAUGUCUUCAAGAGUGCGAUGUGCUGUAUCUCCUGUAGCCACACCCUCUCACUACUGCUGUGCGUCCUCACCCUGACUCCGACGGCAACAGGGGCGGGCCCUGAGACCCUGUGCGGGGCGGAGCUGGUCGACACGCUGCAGUUUGUCUGUGGAGAGCGAGGCUUUUAUUUCAAUAAACCAACAGGCUAUGGCCCCAGUGCAAGGCGGUCACGUGGCAUCGUGGAUGAGUGCUGCUUCCAAAGCUGUGAGCUGCAGCGCCUUGAGAUGUACUGUGCACCUGUCAAGACUCCCAAGAUUUCUCGCUCUGUGCGUUCACAGCGGCACACAGACAUGCCAAGAACACCCAAGGUUAGUAGCAGAGCGAGCAAGGGGACAGAGCGUAGGACAGCGCCUCAGCCAGACAAGACAAAAAACAAGAAGAGACCUUCACCUGGACAUAGUUCAUCCUUCAAGGAAGUCCACCAGAAAAACUCAAGUCGAGGAAGUUCGGGGGGCAGGAAUUACAGAAUGUAGGGAAGGAGCAAAUGGACAAAUGCCCAGCAACUUGGGAGGAGAGAAGGGAGUGGCCUUACCUGGUACCCCUGUGGAAUGGUUCACUGUAAAACAAAAGAAAGAAGAUGCUAAUAAUGACCUGAAAAGCUCUUCAAAAUGAUUGAAAACAGAGAGCUAGGUGGUGUGUAAGGGUCUGAUGUGGAAAGUUGUGAUUAUUUUAUACACUGCACCAUUCCAUACUGGGAGGAAUUCUUUGUUAAUGCAAUGUAACAGACUAGUUUAGCUGCUAAGACACGAACAAGAGCUUAUUAUACCUCCAUGUGGGAGCUGCAGCCUCCCCAGGCUCCAGGAAAGAUGGGAACGUAUCUGGGCCUCAGCCAAUCAGAGAGCAGCAUGACUGUGGCUCGGUCACAUUUAACAGUUAGUACCCCAGUUCAAAGCUGAUAUAUUACCUUCAGAGUUUGUUUUUAUGCACCAUCCAUUACUGUGGAUAUUUUUAUUAUGUAAAAAAAUAAAUAAAAAAGGUUUGCUUUAAGGACAAAGACCAAGUGGUUCAUCAGAGUUUGAACAUUGUUGUAGGUAUUUUAACUUGAGCCUAAGUCUAAACCUUACUACGAGGAGUCGCUGGAAGGUUUGAGAUCAGUCCAAAUCUCUCUUAAGCCCCAGGAAGUGUUCAAAACCUGAGGACUGAGUCUACAAUCCAAACAUUAUAAAAAGAGCUCAAGCACUAUUAGAGGGGAUUUUAAAGAAAGUAGGUAGUACAGAAGGUACUACAAAAACAAGACUGGGAUUUUUCACAUUUUCCAAAACAGAAAAACAAAUUAACCAGAAGCUAAAACUGAGUUCUCGUUUGGCCCUCAGAAGCGUGUCCUUCGGUGAAGUCAAAGUGCAUUUGGCAAACUGAAGCGGAAAAAGUCAAAUAAUGACAAUCAGGCAAAAUGUUUGUCGUCUGCAUCCUUUCACGUGUCAACACCCCAGCCAAAUUUGAUUUUUGACAACAGUU
Pundamilia nyererei is the source of this 1731-nucleotide messenger RNA. RefSeq names its product insulin-like growth factor 1 (gene igf1). Lineage: Eukaryota; Metazoa; Chordata; Actinopteri; Cichliformes; Cichlidae. Gene Ontology annotation, biological process: positive regulation of cell population proliferation; insulin-like growth factor receptor signaling pathway; positive regulation of phosphatidylinositol 3-kinase/protein kinase B signal transduction. Gene Ontology annotation, molecular function: insulin-like growth factor receptor binding; growth factor activity; hormone activity. The coding region runs from base 201 to 749 and encodes 182 amino acids. The record is from RefSeq and is a predicted model, not a curated record. The transcript has 5 exons. Gene Ontology annotation, cellular component: extracellular region.